UAAGAAGCUUGUUACUGAAGAUUGGUUGAAAUAUUUUGUUAGUUUAAUGAGCAUCAAAAAAGAAGUAAAGCGCGAAUAUGAAAGCUUUACUGACUAUACUAACAUUGUAUUAAGUGAAAAUAUGAAUUGUGAAAAUAAUGAAAUUAUAAGAAAGAAG
Messenger RNA from Dentiscutata erythropus, 157 nucleotides. NCBI's taxonomy places the organism in Eukaryota, Fungi, Glomeromycota, Glomeromycetes, Diversisporales, Gigasporaceae. The record is from the annotation of a GenBank genome assembly.